Enhydra lutris kenyoni (northern sea otter) is the source of this 1255-nucleotide messenger RNA. RefSeq names its product IFI30, lysosomal thiol reductase (gene IFI30). The coding region runs from base 186 to 1205 and encodes 339 amino acids. Gene Ontology annotation, molecular function: oxidoreductase activity, acting on a sulfur group of donors, disulfide as acceptor. The record is from RefSeq and is a predicted model, not a curated record. Gene Ontology annotation, cellular component: lysosome. The transcript has 6 exons. NCBI's taxonomy places the organism in Eukaryota, Metazoa, Chordata, Mammalia, Carnivora, Mustelidae.
UGCGGAUGGGGGCCAGGUUGGAAGAGGACCCAGACCUGCCAGUAGACACCGAGAUAGCCCGCCCCCAGCCCCCAGGGGCGUGGGCACCGGGAGGCGGGUCCGACCCAGGGGCUGGGCCACCGCCGGGUUAAAGGCGGCUCCUUCUCGGGCCGCUGCUCCCGCCUCCGCACCCUGGCCCGGCUGUGAUGGCCUCGUCGCCACUCCUGCCGGUCCUGCCGCCCCUAUUCUUGCUGCUGCUGCUGCUACUGCCGCCGGAGGUCCCCGCGGCGGCGCGGGCGUCUCCGCUGGGAACACUCCCCGAGGGGGCGGCCGCCUGCAAGGCUGGGGGCCUGUGCCUGCCGGUGCCCCUCAGGAAGUCACAAGCACCUCCUGUCAAUGUAAGCCUCUACUACGAGGCACUGUGCCCCGGCUGCCGGGCCUUCCUGGUCCGAGAACUUUUCCCAACCUGGCUGAUGGUGCUGGAGAUCCUCAAUGUCACACUGGUGCCCUAUGGAAAUGCCCAGGAACAGAAUGUCAGCGGCCGGUGGGAGUUCACCUGCCAGCACGGGGAGCAGGAAUGCAAGCUCAACAAGGUGGAGGCCUGCCUGUGGGACCAGCUAGAGAAGAACACAGCCUUCCUGACCAUUGUCUGCAUGGAGGAAAUGGAUGACAUGGAGAAGAAUCUGAAACCGUGCCUGCAGAUCUAUGCCCCGGAGGUGUCCCCGGACACCAUCAUGGAGUGCGCAAUGGGGGACCGGGGCAUGCAGCUUUUGCAUGUCAAUGCCCAGCUUACCGAUGCCCUGCAGCCACCCCACGAGUAUGUGCCCUGGGUCGUCGUCAAUGGGAAACCCCUGAAAAAUCCAAGUCAGCUCCUAAGCCUCGUGUGCCACCUGUACCAGGCAAGCUGGAAGGGGAACGGAGGGAUCCACUGGGGGCAGGGGUGGGCAGCGGCUGUUUUCAGGACCCCCAGCUCACGGCCCUCUCCUCCAGGGCGAGAAGCCAGACAUCUGCCAACCUGUGGCCAGCUCCCAGAGGGAAGUCUGCUUCAAGUGACAGCUGGUGCCCUGGGAGGGACCUGCUGGAGGAAGAGCAGGAGCGCACCUGUCCCUGCCUGUCCGGUCCCUGACUCUCAGCAGCCCCUGCCUACCAUCCAGAUAACUUCUACACAUUCCAUGAAAGCCCAGACUCAGACUCCUGCCCCAGGAUCAAACAUCUUGCCCCACUGAGAAUGGUGCUACGUUGAAACAAGUUUAGUAAAUACUUCUGGAUUUUGUGA